Geodia barretti is the source of this 738-nucleotide messenger RNA. NCBI's taxonomy places the organism in Eukaryota, Metazoa, Porifera, Demospongiae, Tetractinellida, Geodiidae. The record is from the annotation of a GenBank genome assembly.
AUGGAUCGAACUUACAUUGCCCUGAUCCACAAGGACGCUGACAGCGACUAUGGAGUGACAUUUCCCGAUUUCUUGGGCUGUGUAUCCGGAGGCGACACCCUCGAAGAAGCCUGCGAAAUGGCCAGCGAAGCGCUGAUGCUGCACCUGGAAGGCAUAUCCGCCGACGGGGAGCACAUUCCCCCGCCGUGUUCCGCCGCCGCCGCGUUGGCCCACGAAGAUGCCGGCUAUGCCAUCGCCCUGAUUGUCGUGGAAGCCCUACCCGAGCGGACUGAGGAAGAAGCCCAGGCGGCGCUGCAGGCAUUCCUAGCGUCGGACGAAUACGACGAGAUAUACAAUACUCCCCUCACGGAGGAAGAGCGGCUGGCGCUAUAUGAGCCGCCGGAGGAGCCUUGCGACUCCGGCAACGGGCUAAAGCCGAUACCCGCGGACGGCGCGGACCGGACCUACGCCGCAUUGGUGCAGAUGCGCGCCAGCGGCGAUUUUGGCAUCAGCUUUCCCGACCUCCCCGGUUGUGUGACUGCCGGUAGCACGCUUGAAGAAUCGCACCGGAUGGCACGGCAAGCUUUGGCGCUGCGUUUGGAAGGAAUGGCUGCGCGCGGCAAUCCCAUUCCGACGCCGAGUUCCGCCGACGCAGUACUGACGCACCCGGAUGCGGUGGAUGCCAUCGCCUUGACGGUGGUUGAAGCGCUGCCGGAGCGGACGGAAGCGGAGGCACCGGUCGCGCUGGCUGAGUUUUAG